AUGGAUGCUAAAAGGACUGCGCGUCACUUAGAAUUUGUUAGCAAUCUAACUGGAGGCACCAUUUUUGAAUUAAUUUGUCUUCUGGUGCUUCCGCUGGCUCUCGGAUUCUCACGCGUCCUCAUCGGCCAACUCCAUCCAAGAGUGACUUCCAAACUGUCGUGAGUUCUUUUGCAAGGCUGUUCCUGGAAUUUAAUUUUCCACCAGGGCUCUUAAUUUCCUGUACGUACAACGAUAAUGCGUCAAGGUCUCAUUAAGCGGUUCCAAACACCCCUCUCUGUAGGCCUCUCGUGUGGGACUUUCUGCUGGUUAUUGCGGUCUUCGUCCUGCCUGUCACUCUGCUCUCUGAAUACAUCAUCGAGAUAACUGUGAUCGCCUGCACAACAGCUAUCCUCCUCUACUGCUACACUCGAAAUCGACAGCUUCCACCACCUCUUCCCGAGCCUCUCUACGUUUGGCGCCGAGUCCUCCGAGCCUAUAUACUGCUCUUUACCUGCGUAUGCAUCUAUGCUGUGGACUUCCCCUUGUUUCCACGUCGUUUUGCUAAAACAGAGGCGUAUGGUGUCUCAUUGAUGGACGUAGGCGUGGGUCUGAUCUCACUCUACUGUGGUCUCUCCAAUGUGCAAUUCGUGUACUUCCUCCGUUCCGCGCGACCACACUCCUCCAUUUCACCUGUACUCAGAUCCACCUUCCUUCUGGUCCUUUUAGGCGCCUCGCGCACCCUAGUAAUCAAAAUGCUAGGUUUUCCGGAACAUGUAACUGAGUACGGCGUGCACUGGAACUUCUUCGUCACCCUGGCUGUUCUGCGUGUAAGUGUGGUCUGUCAUUUAACUGACAUGUUUGACAGCUUGAACUACAAUAUAGCGGACGAGUGCCCGAGUUACUGGUGCAACAGGUUUCAUUUUCACAGUAUUAGGAUACAUGGCUGUCCUUUCGAUAAUGCAUUGCCUAACAGCAAUUUGUAUUUCUCCACGCAUUCUUUGGUGAUGCUUGUUCAGUAGUUGCAUGUUCAGCAGACUACUUUUCUGUGGCCUGCGAAAAUGUAACCUUGUUGUGCUCAUAGGUUAUUUGCAGGGCUACGCCUGUGUUUACGUCGCAUAUGUCGUUCAAAGUGUUUCUUUUAACUUAAGUAAACCUGCAGAUAUUCUGUGAACAAUCAUUAUGUUCUUUAUUCAAGGAAACUAGAUGGAAAACAUACUCUUAAAACUUCCAGUGCACUGCUUGGCAUUCGGUAUUCUCCUUCAAGUUGGCCUUCUAUAUCGAAUGAUUUGCUGACUAUUAGUCACCAAUUGUCCGGCCAUUUGAGGAAACCUCGUACAAUUAGGUCCUAUGUUUGUCAACCGCAGCCAAGAAUGCACAUAGGCAGGCCCUGGAGAGUGAGAGAGGUUGUUCUUACUUAUCGUCCGAAACUUUUAAUUCUUCCUUUGCUUACUACUCAGACUGCUCUACCCAUCUUUUCUUUCUACAGCUUGCCGGAUUUCUCGUAGGCAGCCAGUUGUCGCGCCUCUCCAACUUCGCCGCAAUGAAUGCCCUCUUUCUGCUCUCUAUGGCCUGUACUAUAGGUCAUCAGACAAUGCUAUCCUCACUUGGACUGGAGCAAAGUCUCGCUCCAGACAGCAGCCUACUCAAGGAAGAGGCACGCCGGUCAUCACUGCUGCUUGCCAACGCCGAAGGUCUUGUUUCCUUACCUGGUUACUUUGCCCUUUUCCUCUGGGGCAUGCUGUUGAGCUUCGUGGUUGAUGUUCAUUUGACGGACGGUGUCAGCUCGGUAAAAUACAAGCUUUUGUGCGUGCAGGAGGAGGAAAAGUGGUUCGUUCAUGACUCUGAAUUUUCAUUUGGUUUUCAUUUGGUCCACAACGCGCAGUCAUUUUAUGCAACUAUAUUCCAUGUGUUCUCUGUUGACGGAGAACGCUGUCCCUUGUCUUUGUCAGUAAUGUCAUUCUGCCUAUAACAUGCGCCACAGUGCGGCUGCUGGUUGGACUCGAAAGAGAGCUCCAAAGUAUAGUGGGGCGAGCGAGUUCCGUAGAGCAGUCGGUGAGCGCCCCACUACCAUUGUAUAUACCCCAUCACAACCGACAGGACAACGAGCCUGUGACUCAGUUGUUAGAGGCUUCGGACUAUUAACCAACAGUUCGCGGGAUCGAACUCUAGGGGUUUUACACCUCGGGACUGGGAAUGGCUGAUUGACGACGGCUAAUAAGCCAGAAAUGGCUAUUCCAGUCUCCCUUGUCUUUGUCACUAAUGAACGCGACUGUUGACUUAGUCCCGGCGCUCUGAAGGGGCUACGUGGCAGCGACAAAAAGAAACUGUUCUUGCUGUUUUCCUCAAGAACAGGAGAGUUCCGCUUCUUUUAGGCAUAGGACCGUGUUAUAUGACUGGAAGCGAUAGCUGUGAUUCCGUUCGAUUUUCUCCCCUUUCCAGCUCUCCCAGUAGUUUCUUCACUUUUCGGGCGUUUCACAACUUUUUGGCCCAUGAACGAUUCGACAGUUUUCGCCCUUGUGCCAUUGGUCCGAGUCCAUAUUAAGUUCCUGUGAAUAUUACCUUUGCUUUAGGCGAGGUCUGCCCCGCCGAGUAUCUCUUCUGCUCGCGUUAAUGGCCAUUGGAUUUCUUUCGGUCACUUAUUGGUAUGGAGAGGCUGCCACAUCUCGUCGUUUCGUCAAUUUGCCAUUUAUUUGUCUUCAGGUGGGCCCCCCUUCACUUUCUUUUAUUUGUCAGCUCUCAAACCAAUCGCUCUCCUCACUUCUUUUCUCUUUACACGGCUUAGGCGUUCAUCUCCUACGCUAUUGCGGCAUUCACACUUCUCUGUUUGUAUCGAGAUCCUGCAAGAAAAUCGUCAGUGAAAAACGGUGAGUACUGUUUUGUCCAUGCAACGGCGUUCACUAUAAAUGAUUCAGCUGUGUCCUUGCCGCCAGUUCAACACAUCACAAAUAUUUGCCAUCCAUUUAAGUAGGUUGGGGGCGGAAUCCCGAGCGAAGUUGAGCCAGUUGGCCACGCAAACUGAGGACCGCAAGGCCAAAGGAGCGCUCACCACACCCACCCAUGUUUUUGAUCGGCGACCCCAACGUCGUCAUCAUCAUCAUCCGCGGUCGGGCUCAUGCGAAAUGAGAUCGUGGAUGAUUUCACCGUCGUGUCGGAGGGCACUCCAACCGAAGCAUGUCGUCGGCAAAUGAGGAAGGCGUAGUUGACCAUUUCGAUUCGUGUGCGGCUGUUCGUUAACGACGAGAAAUUCGGAGAAUGGGAAGCAAACAGUAUCGCCAUGGAACACAUGCAGGCGGGUGGAAUCUUCUGACCUUAGGGGCCAUUGACUCAGAAAGUCCGUGCCGACAGAGGCCUUUUAUACUCAUGGCUUUAAUUUCAGACAGAUCUCACACCGACUCCAGAGGUGUCGACGGAAUCAGACAAAGGCCGCGCGCUCGCCUCAUUGGUCCGAUGACCGUCUCGACCUGUUAAUCUGCCUUUUCAACAGAAACUUCCACCCACCUUAGCUGGAUUUGUCCGCUAUGCCAAGAAUUCCAUCAUCUGUCGUGACCGGAUUGGUAUCUUUGAUCGCAAAACCCUGACGUGAAGGCGUAGGUAACAUCGGAGAAGUCACACUUCUACCCAUUCAAGCGGAUUUAGAAGCUUAUUCCGUGGUAGCGGACUUGGAUCAAAUGAAGCAAGUUCACUUGGAUGCCAUCGCGUACAAGGAUCAACUUCAACGGGACCCGGUAGACGCAAAAUCCGCGAAAGGGAUGGUCUAUUGACAGCAUUUCCGGUGUUCGAGGGUUCAAAAGAGAGGAUAAUGCUGGUCUGCGCACUUCUCCCCGGCUGAAAACCCCACUCAUUCUCUUUUGUUCACACAUCGCAGUAUAAGUGGUAGCCCUUGAGAAGGAACAGGAAGAGGAUAAGUUAAACUGAACACUUAGAGAUACGCCACAGUCGUUCUCAAACAGUCAUCUGUCGCUCCUCCGGAAGGAUGUUGUUGCAAAAACAUCGUACCGGUCUGUGAGAACGCUUUCUGCUUCCCGCAUGCGCUGCAGGAUGCCGUUCAGUUAGUCUGCCGGUACGGUUGAACAGCAUUUCUGCUGGAUGACAGUCCUCAAUAGAUGCGCUGGGAUUGCUAAUUUUUACUAAUGCCAACACUGAUGCAUACCAUCAUCCCUUGGUUGUGCCGGAUAGAACCUAAGACUGGUUGACCUUUCGAAUCCAGCCCAGCCUCCUUGUAUCUUCCCUGGCCUAGGCGAUUUAGUGAUCUCGCACAGUUUUGUAUUCCAAAGUUGGUUGCGGUCGUACCGUGCCGGGUGCUUGUUUAAACUACUCUGCUCCCCAUAGUUCGGACCAUCCCGCUUUCAAGCAGCCAAUCAGAUCGUCUCGGCGGCCAUCCAGUCCUUUCGGUGACCUCUGUUGUGACCUAGCAGCCCCUAGGAUUGACUCGAGAGCGUUGAUCAGUUGAAACUGAUUAACUGCUGCGAAAGGGGCCUCGUUGACUUUUGUCUGCGUCAAUGCAAUGAAGGGGUUUGGAGACAGUAGCAAGUUCCAUGAUACGGUCAACGUUACGUUUGUUUACAGGUCGUGCCUUUUCGACAAUAAGUUUUCAGCGGCGUAGUCAGGAUCAUUUUCGUAUUAGCGGGAUACAUCGCGGGACGGUGUAGCACUGGGCUAACCAAACGUGCUCUUGAAAACGUGUAGUCGAUUUGCCUAUCAUUGAACUACCAGUUGACUAGAUAUCUCCCAAGGAGUCGGAAUCAAACUCCUGUAACAUCUAAUGCUUCAUCGCAGCAAAAUUGUCUGUCCUUCACCGUUAAUGCAGCAGUCUGUCAAGUACUCCCCCCCCCCCUCCCCGGUUGCAUAUGAUGGCCUCCUGCAAAUCGCUCCACCACCGCGCGAGUCCCAGUCCGCAACAGUCUUUUCCAACCGUUUAGUAUUCGGUCUUGCGUUCGACAGGGUUGUUUCCUCUCGUCCAUUCUGUUCGACUACGCCAUUGACUGGAAUCUCGGGAGGGCCCUACACGAAAGUGACGGUGUUGGAUUUGCAUCCGGACACCGACUGCCUGAUCUCGACCAUGCCGAUGAUAUCGCCUUACUUGCUUCAAGUUUUGAUGAUCUGCAGUCAGUGGUGUCACGGGUGAACGGGGUCGCUAAAUCGUCGGUUUAUCCAUUAACGCUGGGAAGACUGAAGUGUUUUCAUUCCUGACCAGGAGGAGGCCCCCCCUGGGAUUGAUGGCUGACAAGUUGAAGCAGACAGUUUUAAAUACCUCGGGGCGAGGCUGCUGCCGAAUGGCCAGAGUAAGGAUGGCAUUGUCUCCCGCAUUGAUACUGCCCGACGGGUUUUCUCAAGCCUUAGAAAAUGCCGGUGGAUCCCACGCGACCUCUCCAUCGCCACUAAGAUUCGCGUGUACCGCGCGUCUGUCCUUUAUGGUUGUGAGUGCUGGGCUGUGCGCGUUGAGGACGAGCAAAAACUGAGGUAUUUGAUCACCACUGCUUGAGGACCAUCCUUCGAGUGGAAUACACCGAUUUCGUCUCAAAUGAGACAGUCCGCGCUCGCCGCGACGACAUCGCAUGGAUAAUCCAGGUUACCCUAGAAAGGCGACUGAGGUGAUUUGGGUAUGUUUUUCGUCGUCUACAUCAGGGGCUCAGUGUUACUGCGCUCGAUCCGGCACCGUUACCCCAUUGGAGGCGUUGAAGUGGAGUGGGUCAACUCAAAACCUGGCUCGGCACAGUUCUUUAGGGCAUGCAGGUGGCUCUUGGACCUUCGGUAUUCGGUCUCCGUCGUUGGCGAAGGGAAUGCGUUGAACUAUUCAGAUCUGCUGCUGCUGCUGCCGCGGAUCGUCACGCUUGGAGAAGUUCAAUUCGGAACAUCAUCGAGGCUGGCUAUUUCAGUCAUGAUCGCAGCCGUACCGAGUACAAGUACCUAUCGUCCAAAUCCAUCGUUUGGUCGUAGACCGCAACCGCGCGAAUAUGCACAAGGCCAGUCCUCGAGAAGACUUAUUGGUGACACCUUCGUAGUACGAGUGUCAGCAUUCUUUGGCGUCCAGCAACUUAACACUGUGUGACCUAUACUGUGGCAAGUGCGCCUCGGAGCGACAGGCACCUACAAACGCUCGUCUGGUAAGGCUACGCGUCAUCAGUUCUCACUUUGUAGCACAAUCCUUUCUUCUAUUUGGAAAGGUCAUCUUACACACCUAUCACCCGGCCCAUUGUUAGAAGUCCAGACCCGCUAGUUGCCGCUGUGGUUCUCAUUGGCGGUUGAGGAACUCUCAUAAGAUGGAGACGCAGACGAGUUAGUGCAAGUCGGUCCCUCCCGCUCCUUGACUUGUUUUAUGGAUAUUGAUGCAGCCUGCCCGAAAUCGAAGGUACGACGGCACCAUUUAACGACGGUUUGUGCUCUGCACGUUGCAGUACCGCCCCCGGGCUUUAUAGAGCAGCCAAUCACCCGGUCCCAAUUCUCGCCCGCCCGCUUAGUCGCGAGCCCAAACAUCAAGUAAGCCCCACCAUCCGCCACUCGUAAGUGUGAUGGUUGGUCUGUCGCCGGCUUAACAGGCUUAUUCCAUCUUUCCGGUCCAUGCAUAUGUAACGUUCUCGUCCGGGUGGGUGGGUAGUCCUAUCUGUCGAUAAACUACUCUUACCAGCUACUUAAAUCAAAUAAGUAGACACCUCACGAAAGUUUAAUUCAGAGGGUACUUUUCUCGUGCCCUAGACCUUGCAUGGUUUUCCACAUGUAGGGUUUCCGAAGUAAUGAACCCAACAUUUCCUCUAACCCAGAUAGCAUUCAUUCUACUAUGAUUUUUGCUUUUGUUUCAUAUCUCUGUGCUGCUCCCUUACUUGACCCGUCUACCAAGCCUCCAACGCGCCUCCUUCAUUCUUGCUGUACCAUUUAAGCCAUUAACGCCUCUCUGGCUACUACUUUCUCAGUCGUAGGCCGUUGAAAGUUGCCACCAUUAGCUUCCAAUCGCGUAAAAAGUCUGCAGUCUUUUAGCGGAGCCAGCCUUCUACCAGCCGAUCAUGAUCCGAAGUAGUAAAAAGUUUUGUCAACACUCGAAAGACGGUUAUCGAAAGAGCGGGGUUUCGGUCCACCGGUAGUCUAUGUGUCCGCCUAACCUUCUUAAUGUUCGGCGCUUCCAUUUUCAACAGAAUAAACUCUGCUGAACUCUAGCUGUAAAUUCUACAUUGCGGACCCACAGCGGGACUUGGGUGUGGGGCCGCUCCUACUUAAACUGACAGGAAGAUGAAGCCUGAAACCGAAGGUUGCAUGUAGAUAGGAACACUGUUGUACCACCACUGGAUAUGGCAGGCGACGAGGACUGCAACUGUUCCGAGAAACGCAGUGACGACUUGGUCAUGAAGUGAUUUAAAAUGAGGGUGAUUUCCGCAGCACUUCACUACAAGUUCCUACAGUUGCCAUUUUCCAAAUGAAAAAACAAAAGUGAGGGGAUAUGGGUUGGGAGCGCAUAAACGGUCAAAAUUGUGCCCCUCUUGGCCCGUGCCACGCAGGUGUCCCACGGUGAUCCGUACAAAGACUGCAUUUAAAAGGAGCCAUUAUGUCUCGAUCCUCAACCCCAAGAGGAGCCAACCUAGCCGCGAAUUUCAACGUCGCCUGAGAGUUUGAGUGCGAGUCAACUUUUGUAGUAAGCGAUGUGUGCACUGACUCUUUGCCGGAUCAUCUACCCACUCGUCUUACAUCAGUCGCAAGUUUGAGCCAAAUCGCCGGGAGCCGAGAUCGGGCACGGUCAAUAACAUGGCGUAAAGGUGGCAUCUAGCGCCUACAUAUCAAAUUCACUGCGUCUCUUAAGGACUUAAAUGCGUCAUAGGCUUGUCGUGCGCGACUGGUCCGGGAAGCGAGUAGGUUAUCAACGAAUAACUCGAUAGGUGAAGGCCCUAGCCACUGAAGGCGUAAUGCUUGGGCCCUCUUUUCGGUUACUUCAGUUAAGUGCUGCGUCCCUUAACGGGCUAAAUGCGUCACAGGCUUGUUUGGCAUUGGUUUGAGUCAUGCGUGGCAGUGCAGCUAGUUAGACGGUGGAGGACUGUAAUAAAUGAAUAAAUCAAUAAGCGAAUGCCGUAGUUCCAGAAAGCGUAAUGCCUGAGCCCUCUUUUUCGGUUACCUCAGUUAAGUGCUGCACGGUUGGUGUCCUAUUGCCACACCUCACCUCCUAUUUCUGCAUUUUAGACCUGAUGCCGCUAAUAACCGUAGUCUCUGGAAACUCCAUGCUCUACUUCCUUGUCUCAAACAUCAUGACGGGUUCGCUGAACCUCAUGAUCGACACCCUGGAGUUGGGAGAUAUGCGCCCAGUCUGGUUGAGCAACGCCUGUCAGUUCUGCCUCCUGACUGCCUAUGUGAUCGCCUCCCCUCUGGCAACGGUCUUCCUUCGUCGUCGAGUCUUGGACGUCUUCUUUUAG
Messenger RNA from Spirometra erinaceieuropaei, 8369 nucleotides. The record is from the annotation of a GenBank genome assembly. Lineage: Eukaryota; Metazoa; Platyhelminthes; Cestoda; Diphyllobothriidea; Diphyllobothriidae.